Messenger RNA from Prorocentrum cordatum, 1655 nucleotides. The record is from the annotation of a GenBank genome assembly. Lineage: Eukaryota; Dinophyceae; Prorocentrales; Prorocentraceae.
AUGGAUGUCGACAAGUCGGGUAUCGAGACGGGCAUUGACUUGUUGGUCGACUUGUUCUUCUGCGUCGACAUGGUGCUCAAUUUCAGGACGGGCUUUGUGGACGGCGACGGGCUGAUCAACACGGUGCCAAGCGAGAUCCGAAGCCGGUACUUGAAGACAUGGUUUGGUAUUGAUUUGUGUUCUACGGUGCCCGUGGACCACCUGAUGGACCUCGUGGCCUUGGCCACCGGGUCGGACGGGUCGGGGAGAUCGGCCAGGGCCCUGAAGAUGUUCAAGACCCUGCGCCUGCUGCGCCUGCUGAAGCUGGCCCGGCUUCUGAAGAUGGGCCGCCUGGUCCGCUCUUUCGAGGAGGUGGUUGAAGUCUCGCCCAUUGUUGUCAAAUGCUUUAAGUUAUCCGGGCAGCUUAUCAUUCUCGCCCACGCCAUCGGCUGCUUCUGGUUCCACAUGUCGACUCACCAGGACGUCAAUGCUGACGGGUGUUCGUCGGGAAUGUUGGGUUGUUCACCGGGUGAUUCGGCCACCACGUGGUGGGAAGAGAUCAACAUUACUGCAGACGACAAGGGGGAGCAGUACAUUGCGUCCUUGUAUUGGGCAUUCACUACCAUGACGACGGUCGGCUACGGCGACAUUAUUCCCAAAAACAGCUACGAGCGAGUGUACGCUAUCAUGGCCAUGCUGCUGGGGGCGCCCAUCUUCGGCUACAUCGUCGGGUCCAUCGCUGCGCUGGCGGGCCAGAACAACAGCACCUUUGAGGCGCAGGGGAAGAAGCGAGUCGGCACCGCGCUGGAGUUCUGUGCCGAGCAGCAGGUGGGUAGGAGGUACCGCGAGCGGCUGCACAAACACUACCAGUUCUUGUAUCAGCAGCGCGCUCCACACCUCGAGCCGCACCUGCUGGCGUCGCUGUCUGGCCCGCUGCGGAGGGAGGUCACCGUGCUCAUCAACCGCCACGCCAUCAGCAAGAUCUGCCUAUUUGGCGCCGGGUCAAGCGACACGCCCGACCAGCAGCUGCCGAGGUGGUUCGUGGCGUGGGCGAUGCGGCUACUGGAGCCGCAGACGGCCGCAAAGGGCCACGACAUCCUGAUCGCGGACGAGCAGGCCGCCCCGCACGAGAUCUUCUUCGUGUACGAGGGCUACUGCGAGGCGUACCUCCAGGCGCCCAGGUGCAACCGCGCCAGGAAUCUGCCCGUGGACGUGCUCGAGAUAUCGUCCGCCGACGGGACGGAGGACACACCAGGCUCCGCUGCGCGCCACUCCGGGGGGGCCCACCACCGCCGGGAGCAGCAGGGCGGGGCCAAGUCCCCGGAGACCGCCGGGAGCAGCAGGGAGGACGCCGGCGCGCACGCGGACGCGGGCGGCGCCGCGCCACGGGCCUCCCUGUCGAGCUCGACGACGCUGAUGGUGUUGGGGCCGGGGUGCAUGUUCGGCCUGGAGCACCAGCUGGACAAGAGCCUCCAUUACUCGGUGCGGUGCGGCAGGGACCGAGGCGACCUGCUUGUUGUACGUGCUCAGGCAGUCGGCGAUCGUGGAGGUCGCGCAGGCCUCGCCGGAGAUGGCUUCCACCCUGCGCAGCGCAACGACCGCCGCCCUGCUCCGCCAGAUGAAGCUGAGGUCGGCAGACUACGACUGGAUCCGGCGGCACCCUGGGCGUGGGCGAG